Molecule: messenger RNA, 2088 nt
Organism: Alligator sinensis (Chinese alligator)
Lineage: Eukaryota; Metazoa; Chordata; Crocodylia; Alligatoridae
Product: dipeptidase 2
Exons: 11
Coding region: 355-1776 (473 amino acids)
Biological process (GO): proteolysis
Molecular function (GO): metallodipeptidase activity
Source: RefSeq, a predicted model, not a curated record
GACAUGUUGCCAGACAAGUAAGCCAAUGUCAGUGUGCGGAGAGCUGUAAGAUUAGAUUUGGGACAACAAAGAAUAUCAAGAAUCCACAGUUCAAGGAAAGAUUCUCUAGGAGCUCAAGUCCUCAAGAAUUAUUACAUUUCUCUGCAGCAUAUGGAUGGAUGUAGUUAAAGCUCUUAAGUAAAGUUAGCAUCUCUUGGAGAGGCUUACAUUUAAGAUCUGCACUUGACGGACAAUCUUCUCUCUCUGUAGCAAGACAAGAGUAUUGUAGCCAGCUUUUUUUGGUGGUGUCUUUUCUUGGACUACUGUACAGGUACCUGACAUCUCACCAAAACUGAAUUCAUUUGUGCCUUCCCCAUGAGACAGGCCUCCACUGUGCCAAAACUAUUAAGUCUAGAACCUCUACAGACUAGAGAGGUUCCUCAUAGCCACUGUACGUCGGAGCAGCUCUUUUCUCCAAUGGACGUCUUCAAGAUCAAUAUCAUCUUCAAGAUCAAGCCUGCAAAUCUGUUCUUGUGGCUUUUGGUGCUUCUCCCUGAUGUUUUGGCUUCUGCCACUGAUAAAAUGGCAGAAGGAAGGGCUGUAGAGCUAAUGAAGCAAGCCCGUUUAAUCGAUGGGCACAACGACCUUGCACUGCAGCUGAGGAUACAGUAUCAAAACAAAAUCAGUAGAAUCAACUUAAUGAACCUUACCACCACACACACAAACAUUCAGAAGCUUCAAUCUGGAUAUGUUGGAGCUCAGUUUUGGUCAGCAUAUGUUCUUUGUAGUGCUCAGAACAAGGAUGCUGUGCGGCUUACUUUAGAACAGAUUGAUGUUAUCAAGAGGAUGUGUAGCGAAUACGAAGAACUUGAAUUUGUUACAACCUCCCAAGGUAUUGUGGACAGUAAAAAGAUAGCAUGCUUGAUUGGAAUAGAGGGUGGUCAUUCCAUUGACAGCAGUCUGGCAAUGCUGAGGGUGUAUUAUGACCUUGGUGUUCGGUACAUGAGUUUAACACACACCUGCAAUACUCCAUGGUCAGAAACUUCAUCAAAGCAGAUUUAUAGCUUUUAUCCCCAUAUUGAUGGUCUGAGCAAAUUUGGCAAAGAGGUAGUGAAGGAGAUGAACCGCCUGGGGAUGAUGAUAGAUUUAUCCCAUACCUCAGAUUCUACAGCAAGAGCAGCUCUCAACAUUUCUAAAGCACCAGUCAUUUUCAGUCAUUCUUCUGCCUUUUCUGUUUGUAAUCACUCAAGAAACGUUCCUGAUGAUAUUCUUCGAAGUCUGGAAAAGAACAAUGGAAUUGUGAUGGUGACCUUCCAGACUCAAGCACUGGCCUGUGGCACUGACAACGUGAAUGUUUCUACUGUAGCAGAUCAUUUUGACCACAUAAAGAAAAUUGCAGGUUCAAAAUCAAUAGGAAUUGGCGGUGACUACGAUGGAGCGCAGAGUUUCCCUAAGGGUCUGGAAGAUGUUUCAAAAUACCCUGCUUUGAUUGAAGAGCUUCUCAGAAGAGGAUGGAACGAGGCAGAACUGAAAGGGAUUUUAAGGGAAAACUUUCUCCGUGUUUUCAAGGAGGUGGAAAAAGUGCAGAGAGACAGUAGAUCAAUGAGUGUGAAUGAAGAUGAAAUACAACCAAAAGAAGUACAAAAUUCCUGUCGUCUGGACUUAACAUAUAGACCGCAUAAACCUACUCCAUUUUUGGAAGCCCAGCCAGUUAGCACUUCCUCUGGAAUUCCUUCUGUGUUGUGGUCAUCUUCUUGUCUAAUGUUCCUUAGUGUAAUAUGUAUGAUAAUAUAUUAAGAGUUAUAAAAUAUCAUGGUUCAAAGAGUUUCUGAAUAUUCCACAGAAUACAGAUAUACUUUGCAGAAUUAGGUUCCUCGCUAGCACUCUUCCUACCCCAAGCAAAGAUGAGGGUUUGCAAAAGAAUUGGGGACAUACAGAGCUGGCUGCAGCAAGCAGCUGCACAAGAACCAAUGAAAUGGUUUAGCAGCUGUUUGAUGUAGCUUUUAUUUAAUAGUUUAUACUCUCCCAAUCAAAGACAUUUGCAGAUAAUGACAACUCAUAAAGCUGGACUCUAUAUAAAAAAAAAAAAAAAAAAAAAAAAAAAAAAAA